This is a messenger RNA of Aedes albopictus (Asian tiger mosquito), 3406 nucleotides long. RefSeq names its product carbohydrate sulfotransferase 11. Gene Ontology annotation, cellular component: membrane. Lineage: Eukaryota; Metazoa; Arthropoda; Insecta; Diptera; Culicidae. Gene Ontology annotation, biological process: carbohydrate biosynthetic process. The record is from RefSeq and is a predicted model, not a curated record. Bases 1154 to 2311 code for a protein of 385 amino acids. Gene Ontology annotation, molecular function: sulfotransferase activity. The transcript has 6 exons.
AACAACGGCUCAGUUUCGCAGAGAACACCGUGCGGGCCACAUCGCUUUCCCACACUCGCUCCAAGGCAGGAAAAGCCAACCGAAAGGGAAGAGCAUACUCGCGCGCGCGCCUGCCCCAAAACGUACCGCCACACCAUCCAUUCCACUACUCUGAAUCUUUACAUUUCCUUGCAGUUCCUUUCGCGAAUCCUUGCAGUAAUAUAUCGGAUCUUUUCGGUGUUUGUUUGAAGGAAAAGAAUGCUAGUUCAGUCACUUUAGUUUACUACCGGAUGCGAACAUAAAAGAAAGCCGAACGAGCUCAUGUGAAAGAUUGUCACCGGGAAUCUGCUGCUGUUUUGUGAUGUUCUAUUUUUAAUAGUGAGGGAAGAAGCCUAGACAAUUUUUCGGCACUCGAUGAAGCAUCAGCAGAAGUGAUUUGUUGUCUGCUCAGAAGCAGCAGCCGCAGCAGAAUCAUCGCUCCUUGAGAGAAUGCAGCAUACAUUCUUCGUGGGAAAUUUACCGUGAAAAGAACAGAACAAUCAUCGUACGUGCUGCCGCAAAUGUUCACAUGCACUCACAUCGUAGGCCAAGCUCAGCUCCCCGCGAAACGAUUGUGUCGAACUCAUCGCGGUUGAGCUAGAAGUGCAUCAGCGACAGCGACGUGUUGCCACCGAAUCGUCCGCCAGUUAGCCGGUUUGUUGUUUUAUAGAUGCAAAAUAUCACCAACCAAGCCCAGCUGUAACCCACCUAUCUUCCUCCCAACCAACCAUCCGACGCGACGCGAUCAUCGUCCGAGUUCUUGCUGAAGAAGGGGCAACCAGCAGCGAAUAUCGGGCCAAGUUCACGCGCAGUGUGUCAGUCAGUGUGUUUUGUGAUAUACAUAUUUAAUUCAGUGCUACACGCCAAUUGAAGCCAAUUACAGCCAAAGUGUGACCAGGGCGGGGAAUAGUGUCUUCUCGGAACGGCUCGGAAGAAAUAUCUACUGAUAGCAACAGCUCGCUCGCAGAAGCCUGUUCAACCUUCUAUACCCGGAAACGACCCCGAAGAGCCCAUCCCAGCUCCGGAGCCAAGGUUAUUGAUGGAUCAACCAAUCGACCGCACCGAACCAUCUCCGUCAUCACCAUCAUCGUCGUCGUCGUUGGUGACAAACCUACCACUAUUCUAGCUGUUCUAGAUGAAAGGACUCAACAGGACCAAAUGUCGCAUCGUUAGGCGCUUGUUUUUGUUUUUCGCCACCCUCUCGGUCAUCCCGUUCACGGUGCUCUAUCUCGUCACCUCCGAUCAUCUGUAUCGAUUCAGGGCGUACAAUUACGGUACCGGCACUAAUGGCUCCCGACAUCAGCUCCAGUUCCACGCGGUGCAUCAUCCUCCUCCGGCCGUGGUCCACCAUCAGCAGCAGCAAUACCGGAAGCACCAACAGACGACACACGACCAACAGCUUCAGCAUAAAGCCAUUAAGAAUAGCACUAGUAACCAAUAUCUGAUAGACAUGGACUACAUGAAGCACCGCAUGGAGGAACGCGUGACACGAUUAAACGACAAGUGCAACGAGUAUAGAUUAAACGAACCAAAGCAAAACUAUAAGCCCAAAGCGUGGGAAUAUCUCAUCAACCGGGAGUACCACCUGGUGUGGUGCAACGUGUUCAAGGCGGCGUCCACCUCGUGGAUGUACAACUUCAACCUGUUGGCCGGGUACACACCGGAGUUCCUCAAAAAGACCAAAGAUGUGCCACUGCAACUCGCCCGGCAGCGAUAUCCCAGGCCGUCGGUGGAUGCGCUCCGCGAGGCCAUCAACGGUUCGAUCUCGUUCGUGAUCGUGCGACACCCCUUUGAAAGACUGGUUAGCGCCUACAAGGACAAAAUCCAAUACGCACUGCCGAACUCGCACCACCACAAGCUCGGCAUCCGGAUUAUCCAGAAGUAUCGCAAGCUGGCCAAGGGUCAGCCUUGGAAUACCCAAAAGUAUCCCACGUUCUCGGAGUUUGUCAAUUACCUGCUGGACGAGGUCCGGCAUCCGCACACCGAGAUCGACAUGCACUGGAUUCCGGUGACGUACUUCUGUACGCCCUGUUUCUUCCAUUACGAUGUGAUAGCCAAAUUCGAAACCCUGGAGGAGGACCAAAACUACCUGAUAGCGGUGGCGCAGCUGGGGCACAUGAUAAAGCCCCAGUGGCGGAACGCCGGCAAGGGGGCCCACACCAACGACCUGGUGGUGAAACUGUUCACCGAACUGGUUGACGAGCAGGUCCGAUGCCUGUACGAGUACUACAAGUACGACUUUGAACUGUUCGGAUACAGCACGGAUGACUACUUCAGCGGACGGGGGCGCUAGAAGGGGUUUCGUUUGUUUUAGAAUCAUCAAAUUACACUGAUCGCCUACAGACCUAGACGUUGUCCAUGAAUUACGUAGCGGUUCUACUUUUUAGCGUUGCGUAACUAAUGUGCACCGCCUUGACAUCAGUUUUGAUAUUACCGCGCGAGAGAAUGACAGCAAAUAGCAACUGAUGCAAAGAAACUUUUCCUAGAAUCGCAAAAAUAUAUAUUUUAUAUCAGUGAAGUGAAAUCAAUUUUGAACGUCCACUAGUACAUAGGAAAAAUACAAAAUUAUAACAGCAGCUUCUCUUUCUACGAUUGAAUUUUGGCCAAAAACAUAAUUUUCUUAUCAUACAACAACUAUGUAUUCACGAGAAAUGCGUAGAAUAAAAACUAUCUAAUGCUUAUCUAGAUUUUCAGUGAAAGUCCAGAGUAAGUUGUCUAUUAAUUCGGGGGGAAACAGAUAUACAUAAUUGGUAAUAAGAGCUGUAGAUUUCAUUAUUUAGUCAAUUUAAUUUUCGGAUAGGCACUGUUGAAUGCUCAAAUUUAGAUGGAUCUAAACUUAAAUUAUCGUUGUUGUAACUUAUGUUGCGAAGAACGCAUGCAUCGGACAGAGAUCUCAAUGAAUAAUUUCCUUACUGAAAUUUGACUUCCUAAUACAUAUAUAGCUUCAAGCUCUGAACUAUCCUGCUUUUUAGAGUAUUCAAUAAGUAGAAUAUAAUAACAACACCAAAGUCCAACCUUACACAAAAAGAGAACAUAAAAGACAAAUAGUUGAAUUUUCAUUAGUGUUUAGCAGUUUACAUUGCAUUGAUCAUUUAUGUUGCAGUUAGUUGACAAUACCAAUCAACGAAUUUUGAAGAGUAUCAAUUUAGAAACAAGAGAAAAAAAACCGAUCAAUUCGCAUAAAUUCGAUCAAUUAUAAAAUCGAGCGUUACUUAAAAAUAAUCAAUUGAAAGAAAGCUACCAACAUUAAGUAGGAAACAAAAGUCGCAAGGUGUAGGAGAAAAAAAAAUGUGAUGAGCAGAAAGAUAUCAAUUGUAGAUCAAUGAAUUUAAAUUCCAAAUAAAAAUGGCAAUAAUAAAUACAUUUCAAACGAUAAGAAUCAUCUUAA